Molecule: messenger RNA, 1566 nt
Organism: Penicillium brasilianum
Lineage: Eukaryota; Fungi; Ascomycota; Eurotiomycetes; Eurotiales; Aspergillaceae
Source: the annotation of a GenBank genome assembly
UCCGGGAGCCAUCGGCAAGCGGCAAGUUGCUUUAUAAUAUGACACUAGAAUUGCAACCAGCUCCAAUACUGCCUCGGUCGCCUCAUUGCCCCGCUUGAACCGUCGUACAGAUUUUCUCUUGGUUAUAAGAGAGCUUUGGUCGCCCGGUGCUCAACAGUACAGCUUUACAAACCCUUUACCGCUCGUCUCUCGCGUCAAUUCACUCUCACCGAUUCUCCAAUUCAACAUCACCGUAACCUCUUUACCCGCCCACAAUUCAUCCAAUUGACAUCAUGGCCAACAAGGCGCUGGUUUUCAAGGAGAUCCCUCAGGGAUACCCCGUCCCCGGCCAGCACUUGGCCGUCGAGGCCGCCACCUAUGACGCUAAUGUUGCCGCUCCCGCCGACGGUGUCGUUAUCCAGUCCCUCUACACCAGCUUCGACCCCUACAUGCGCGGCCGCAUGCGCCCCGCCGAGGUCAAGUCUUACGCCCCUGCUUUCGACUUGAACAAGCCCAUCGAAAGUGCUAGCAUUGCCAAGGUCAUCCGCUCCAACACCGAUGCCUACAAGGAGGGUGACCUCGUCAUUGGCCAUGUCCCCGUCCAGGAGUACGUCUCCCUUGAUGCCCAAAAUCUUGUGCGCAUUCGCAAGCUGGAGAACCCUCUGGGAAUUGAGGACAUCCGUGUCUUCCUCGGUGCUCUUGGCAUGCCCGGUCUGACCGCAUACUCCUCCCUGUACGCGAUCGGUAAGCCCAAGAAGGGCGAGACCAUCUUCGUCUCCGCUGCCAGCGGUGCCGUCGGCCAGAUCGUCGGCCAGCUCGCCAAGCACGAAGGUCUGCGCGUUAUUGGCUCCGUCGGCUCCGACGAGAAGCUCGACUUCAUCCUCAAUGAGCUCGGCUUCGACGGCGGCUUCAACUAUAAGAACGAGAAGCCUGCCGAUGCGCUGGCCCGUCUUGCUCCCGAGGGUAUUGACAUCUACUACGAGAACGUCGGCGGUGAGCACCUCGAGGCUGCUCUGGACGCGUUGAAGAACUUUGGCCGUGUGGUCGUCUGCGGCCUGAUCUCGCAGUACAACUCCGCUCCCUACCCUAUCAAGAACAUUCACAACGUUCUCGUCAAGCGUAUCACGAUGCGUGGCUUCAUCGUUGGUGACGCCGAUAUGGGCCCCAUCUACACCAAGGAGCACCAGGAGCGUGUGCAGAAGUGGAUUAAGGAUGGUUCGUUCAAGGUUCUCAUCCACGAGACUGAGGGCAUUGACAACGCGGCCGAGGGUCUAGUCGGUAUUUUUCACGGCAAGAACAAGGGCAAGGCCGUUCUGAAGUUCUAGGAGACUGGAGUCCUAUAUACCACCCUUUCGUUUUUUCUUUCCUCUCCAUGGAUAAGGGAGGAUGGAAAGACGAAAAUAAAUUGAAAUGAUGAGAUGCCCGCCACGAAUACCUUGCAAUUAAGUUCAUUCGGGAAGGCCUCGGUUAUCGAGAUCGGGGAAUGCAAUGAGAGGUAGAUAGCUAUUGGCAUAAUUUGAAUAAUUGCAUCAAAAUAACCAGCCCAUCAAAAGUACAUAUAAACACCAAAAAUCAAAGACUGAAGAG